Messenger RNA from Stegastes partitus (bicolor damselfish), 3304 nucleotides. RefSeq names its product toll-like receptor 2. Gene Ontology annotation, molecular function: triacyl lipopeptide binding; transmembrane signaling receptor activity; protein binding. Gene Ontology annotation, biological process: toll-like receptor signaling pathway; inflammatory response; immune response. The record is from RefSeq and is a predicted model, not a curated record. NCBI's taxonomy places the organism in Eukaryota, Metazoa, Chordata, Actinopteri, Pomacentridae. The transcript is spliced from 2 exons. The coding region runs from base 37 to 2409 and encodes 790 amino acids. Gene Ontology annotation, cellular component: signaling receptor complex; plasma membrane.
CAGCCCCACAGAGCUGCUAAACUCAGGAGAAGAAGCAUGACGUCUCUGGUGUUUGUCCUUCUGCUGGUGUCUCAGACCUUCUCGUCGUCCCGACCACAGUGUCACCACUGUGAUCAAACGUCCUGCGACUGCUCGAGACAAAACCUGACUGAAAUCCCUGCAGCCCCGUCAAAGCUCAUCACAGAACUUGAUCUCUCUUUCAACCAACUGGAAAGAAUAAUGAAAGACGACGUUCUUGCGUAUGCCAGUUUGAGGUCUUUGAUUGUGAAUAACAACAGAAUCAAAACAAUCCAGGAAGAUGCCUUUGUCCCGCUGAUUAAUUUGGAGAAACUGGACUUGUCCUUAAACCAGCUGGAUGCGUUGUCCUCCACGUGGUUUAAGACCCUUUUUUCGCUCCAGUACUUAAAUCUUUUGGGAAACAAUUAUACAACAUUGGGUCAAGGCAAUCUUUUCCAGCCACUAAAGAGACUGAAGAUUCUACAUUUCGGAGGACCUUCCCUUCAGUCUGUCAGUAAACUGGAUUUUUGUGGCCUCUUUGGUCUUGAAGAGUUGUAUUUUGAUGGAAAGAAGCUGCAAGUCUAUGCAGAAGGAAGCUUGAGACAAAUUGGACCUAUCAGCCAUGUAACACUUGGUCUAAAUGGUGGGUUUCAGAGAAAUCCAAUGCUCGUACAAACCAUACUGUCAGAUGCUGUGCAGGCAAACACAAUGCUGACAGUCACCGACACACUGUUCAACACAGAGAGUCAAAUGUUUUCUCUUAAGGUGGCCUUAGACCGUGGUGUUAGAAGCCUUACUUUUAAAAACGUUAACAUGUCGAUGGAAGCUUGUUUAGAACUUCUGAAUUUACUUCAAGACUCCAAUGUGACUAUGUUGGCACUUGAAGACGCACAAUUCUUGUUAAGACCUACAAUUGUCAGUGUUGGUCCCCUCUCCCUGGACAACUUGGAGGCUGUUUCCUUCAAAAAUAUUGAUGUAACCUUGUUCUACCGUUUUCCAGCCCUCAAUUUCAUGGAUCGUCUGAUUAACGUGGUGCGAAAGGCAUCUGUAAUAAACUGCAAUGUGUUUGCCAUUCCUUGUGAAUCUUCUGCCGAGCUCACCAAACUUGAGUUUUUGGACCUCAGUGACAACAUUAUCAGUGAUUUUACGUUCCACGAAAUGAUGUGUGGCGGCAACGGUGUCUUUCAGAACCUGCAGACGUUCAACAUCAGCAAAAACAUCCUGCAGACAAUCAACAGCCGGCUCUUCACCAACCUAGAAAAGCUUCAAAACAUCGACAUGAGUAAAAACGCGUUGUACAGUAUGCCUGAGACCUGUUACUGGCCAGCAAAUCUCCAAUUCUUAAACCUUUCUUCAAAUCGUCUACCAACGGCGACACGCUGUCUGCCAGAGAGUUUGCAGAUCCUUGACCUGUCCAAUAAUGAUUUGACUGUGUUCAACAUCGACCUACCGUUGCUCACAGAGUUACACAUCUCUGGCAACAGGAUUGGAAAUUUGCCCACUGGGCAUUCAUACCCUACUCUCAUGUUUUUUUCUAUUAAAAACAACAACUUACAGACAUUCAGCAGUAACGAUCUACACGAUUACAAGCUGCUGAAGCGUCUGGAGGCUGGCGGCAACCCUUACGUCUGCUCAUGUGACUUGGUAGCUUUCAUGGCAAGUGACUUGAUGAAUCACAGGGUUGGAGGUGAGAUAAAGUCCUACAUCUGCGACUCCCCUGAUGCUGUGAGAGGGAGGAGGGUGGCAGAUGUGAGGUUGUCGGUGUUUGAAUGUCACGCGGCUUUAGCUUUUUCUUUACUCUGCUCAGGCAUCCUGGCCCUGGUCCUGCUCUGUGUAGGUCUGUGUUAUCGGUUCAGUGUUGUGUGGUACAUGAGGAUGACCUGUGCCUGGCUGAGAGCAAAGAAGAAGCCAAAGUUAAAGAAGGGAGCGCUGGAGUACGAUGUCUUUGUGUCCUACAGUGAAAUGGACUCCGGCUGGGUGGAGGCGCAUCUGGUCUUGGCGCUCGAGCAAACUGAACCGCCGCUCCGACUCUGCCUCCACAAGAGAGACUUUGUUCCUGGAGGGUUAAUCAUGGACAACAUCAUGGACGCCAUAGAGAAGAGUCACAGAACAAUCUUCAUCCUUUCUCGACAUUUUGUCAGGAGCGAAUGGUGCAAGUACGAACUGGACUACAGCCAUUUUAGAUUGUUUGAUCAAAACGACGACAGGGUUAUUCUGAUUCUGCUGGAGCCCAUCGACAAAAAAAGCAUCCCCAAGAAGUUCUGCAGGCUGCGGAGACUCAUGAACUCCAUGACGUACCUGGAGUGGCCUGAUGAUGAGAAUCACAUCGCUGCAUUCUGGGAAAGUUUGAGAACAGCUGUGACAAGGCCUGAGACUGGCAAUGAAAACAAAGAAAAUGAGACUUGUUUAUAGACUUGGGAUUUAGUUUGCGUCCUUCUUUGCUAGUAUUGUCUGGUAAAGAUCUUGCUUUGGUAAAAUAUCUGUAAUCAAGUAUUUGUUCAGAAUUUGUUCAUGUGUUGUGCCAGUUAUGAUUUAUAGGAAACUUCAAUGAUUUUUCGUUAAAUAAAUCAGCAACAGCAAAACAUAUUUCCUUGAUUCAUUGCACCGUUUCACAGCUUUCACAGCUGUCACAUGCUGUAACUGAAGUCAGUAAAUCUGAAGGUGUCCUGUGUUAUCAGGCUCUAUGACAGCAGCAGCAGAACCUUUACGUUCUGGUAAGUUUUUUGUGUGGAAACAUUGUGUGAAAGUACAGAUAAGACAAAAGGGAAAUCUGAAAAUAAAUAAGCCAACAGAAUAAAUCACUAAAAGGUCACACUGAUGGCUGUUUAAGAAGAACUGGGUGUAUAUAACAUUGUUCGUUUAGUUGAAUUUAGAAAUAUUCCUUAUUCGUCAUGUCAAAAAAUGCAAAUACGCAAAGUCUGGACAAACGACUUGUCCACAUUACUUCAUCUAUUUCUGUUAUAGUCUAUUUCAAAUAUUUUUAUGUUCUACUAGAAUACAAUGUGAACUUACAAUUUCACGCCAUUAUUUAAUUGUAACAAAGAUCUUUAGAAUUACAAAGAUUUCACCUGUCAGCUUAUCAAAGGCAGCAGAUUGACACACAAGACGUUACAUUUAUUUAGUUUGAUGCAAUGCAGGAAAACUCCCAAAUAUUUAGAGCAUAUUUAGAUCUCUCCUAUCACAAACUAUUGACUGUUCUGAAUGCUUUUUUAAAAAAAUAUAUAUAUAUUUUAACCACCAUAGUUUUAAAAAAAGUUGUAUUGUGUUCUUAAUUUGUCAUGUUUAAUCUAAUAAAUCUAACAUAUAU